Messenger RNA from Fundulus heteroclitus (mummichog), 907 nucleotides. It is a transcript of the gene ccl36.1, whose product is annotated as chemokine (C-C motif) ligand 36, duplicate 1. The coding region runs from base 64 to 345 and encodes 93 amino acids. Gene Ontology annotation, cellular component: extracellular region. Lineage: Eukaryota; Metazoa; Chordata; Actinopteri; Cyprinodontiformes; Fundulidae. Gene Ontology annotation, biological process: cellular response to interleukin-1; inflammatory response; lymphocyte chemotaxis. The transcript has 3 exons. Gene Ontology annotation, molecular function: chemokine activity; CCR chemokine receptor binding. The record is from RefSeq and is a predicted model, not a curated record.
CAGACUCCCCAUGGGCUGCAGAGUUACUCUCCAUCAUCACCUGUGAAUGAAUAUCUGGUCAUCAUGAAAGCCACAAGCGUGUUCCUGCUCUGCAUCCUGGGAGCAGCUCUGCUGUCCACGGUCCUCUGCCAGAAUGGAAUUGGCCCAGACAACUGCUGCUUCAAAUUCUAUCCACGAAGGGUGAAGAGAGAUUUAAUUAGGUCAUACAACUUCACGGAUCACCGCUGUCCCAAGGCUGGAGCCAUUUUUGUCACAGUGAAGAACAACCAAAACAUCUGCGUGGAUCCAAGUCUCGCCUGGGUUGAGAACACCAUGAAAUAUCUGGAUGAAAAAAAUUUGCAGUGAACCUCCUGCUCAUCCUUUCUCAUUUGUCUGCUUUAUCUCAGCCCAUGCAGAGUUUUUUCUAGUUCUGUAACAUUCUGAGUCUCAUUAGGGUCUCAGCAUAUUAUCCUGAUAGAACAGAGUGCUUUAUUUGGGUGUUUCUGAGGUUUGUAUCAUCCAUGUUUGGUUGAUUUGUGUUAAACUCACUGAAAAAUAUAUUUUUUUAUGCUUUGAUAUUUUAUAAAAUAAUCUUCCAUGUCUGUUGGUUUCAUGUGAAAUAGAAACCACACAUUGAUUGUUUUUGUUCUAACAAUUAAUUUCAGCAUUGUACAGACUUAUAACAGUGUGUUGUGUAAGAUGAGAUAAAAAGAUUCAAGAUGAGAUUGAAGAUCAGAUUGGAUCUUUUUUGUACACAUUUUUCUUUUCUACUGUUUAAGGCUAUUUUGGCUGCAAUUCUGGUCAUUUUAUAUACACAAUGAUUCUGUUUUAUUUCUGCACUUUUCCUGAGUCACUGCAAGACAAUCUUGUCCAACUAUGUAUUUGUUGAUGCAAGUUUGAAAGACAAUAAAGAUAAGACCAAGUCUAA